UUGCCAAGGGUGUGAGCUAAUAAGAACAGUUCCUGAAGUUAAGAAAACAAGAAAGACCUGUUUUUAGGCAUUCUCUUGCAUCAUCAGAUUUUCGUUUCACCUGGACAAGCCAAGGAUGGAUCAUUCAUCUCAAAAGAAGGAAGAGGAAGGGUCAUCAACAAGUCAUCAUGCUGUUCAGCAGAGCCCAGAAAGGGAAAGACACACUUUCACGUUCAAGUACAAGGACAAGUCGUACAUUGUGGCAUGUGACAAAUCCCAGACUGUGAUUGAUGCUCUCAAUGAUAAUGGUAGCUUUAAGAAAAUUAACAACAACAACAUGCAGACAGAAAUAAUUAUAAAAAGAUCUGAAGGGAAAUUCCAUGGAGCUGCUGUGAACACUGAUUUCCCCUGCUGUCUUAUUGAAAGAGAUGAAGUCUUAAAUAUACAAUUCAUCACAAGAGAAAAAAAUGCUUCUAUAGAACAAAAAUCAACUGAGAAGACUUCACUUCAACAAUCAACUGAGAAGACUUCACUUCAACAUCAAAAAUUAGUUGUCCUCUACAUCAGAACAAAAGGAGAGGGCAAAAUGAAAAUCAUAAUAAAGAGCACAACACUGAGGACAGUUGACUAUGUUUGUGUGUAUGCAUUUGUAGGAGAGACAUUGGAAAGUGCACUUUGGCGUGAUGGGCGAUUUGUGGAUGAAAUAUUUGUCAGAGGCUCUGAGCUCAUAGAGUAUGAUGAUAAAAAAGAAAGAUACAUAAUUUCCUUGGUUGUAGAUUCUGCUUGGAAUGAAAAACGUUUCCAGGUGAAGGUUAAUAGUGUUGGUAAAAAGCAGCAACCUGGCAAAAAGCAUUUAAGUAGUGCAAAGAAGGAAAGUAUUGAAGCUCCAGCUGGUGCUCUGGCAGUUGAACCCAAUGUCCAUCAAAGUCAAUAUCCCGUCAACACUGAACAAAAGGAGACUCAAAAGGCAAAGAUGAUAAAAUCAACAAAUCAGAGUGGGGCUCAAGUUACUGGGGAUUUAGAGAACACUGAGUACAAAAUUCUGUGUAAAGAUAUAUUGGAGAAGCUAAAAGACCCCGAGGUUAGAAAGUUGUACCAAAAAGAAUUUGAUAAAGGCUUUAAGAGUUUCACUGAGGUGACGAAAGUGAAGCAGCUCAUGAUCCUGUCUGAUUCUGUAUGUCUGAUUGGAGUUGAGCCGAGUAAAGAUGAGCAGAUUGCUGGUGAGCAGAUUGCUGGUGAGCAGAUUGCUGAAGUUGAGCUCAGGCCUAGGAACUGGCUUCUUACUCUUUGA
Messenger RNA from Xyrauchen texanus (razorback sucker), 1270 nucleotides. Its product is annotated as serine protease FAM111A-like. The transcript is spliced from 3 exons. Lineage: Eukaryota; Metazoa; Chordata; Actinopteri; Cypriniformes; Catostomidae. Bases 116 to 1270 code for a protein of 384 amino acids. The record is from RefSeq and is a predicted model, not a curated record.